Molecule: messenger RNA, 2407 nt
Organism: Exaiptasia diaphana
Lineage: Eukaryota; Metazoa; Cnidaria; Anthozoa; Actiniaria; Aiptasiidae
Product: glycine dehydrogenase (decarboxylating), mitochondrial
Exons: 20
Coding region: 1-2289 (762 amino acids)
Biological process (GO): glycine decarboxylation via glycine cleavage system
Cellular component (GO): glycine cleavage complex; mitochondrion
Molecular function (GO): pyridoxal phosphate binding; lyase activity; glycine binding
Source: RefSeq, a predicted model, not a curated record
AUGCCUGAAUUGAGCUGGACCACACCUUACACCCCAUAUCAACCUGAAUUAGCCCAAGGAAGACUUGAGUCUUUAUUGAACUUCCAAACAAUGGUCAGUGACUURACAGCCAUGGACAUAGCAAAUUCCUCUCUMCUUGAUGAGAAACGCAAGUUUUAUGUGGACCGCAACUGCCACCCACAAGUCAUUGCUGUAGUGCAAACAAGAGCACAAACACUUGGACCUGACGGGRGUGGAAUUGAAGUUAUCAUUGGGGAUAAAAACUCCUUUGAUUUUUCUGGUAAAGAUGUUUCUGGUGUUCUUUUCCAAUACCCUGAUACCCAUGGACAGAUUGAUGAUUUUUCAAGGCUAGUGGAAAAAGCACAUGAAGGAAAGGCCCUUGCUAUCUGUGCCACGGACCUGCUAGCAUUAACAAUCCUUAGACCACCKGGUGAAUUUGACUGUGAUAUAGCUGUUGGCUCAACUCAGAGAUUUGGGGUUUCACUAGGUUAUGGAGGUCCUCAUGCAGGAUUCUUUGCCAUCAAAGACAAGGGAAACUUGAAAAGAAUGAUUCCAGGAAGAAUGGUUGGAGUGACCAGGGAUGCUCAUGGUAAUUCAUGCUAUCGUCUGGCUUUGCAAACAAGAGAACAACACAUUAGAAGAGAUAAAGCCACAAGUAAUAUUUGCACAGCACAGGCUCUUUUGGCCAACAUGUCGGCCAUGUAUGCCGUGUACCAUGGACCCAAAGGCUUAAAGAACAUUGCUCUUAGAGUCCACAAUGCUACGUUACUUCUUGCUGAAGGUAUCAAACAAGCUGGUCAUCAUGUAGAAGAAUCACAUCCUGUAUUUGACACACUCAAGGUCACUGCAUCURCAGGGGAUGUAACAGAAAUAAUCAACAGAGCACAGUUCCUGGUAUUGUUUCUUUACUCCAUGACCUAUCUUACUCCAGGAAGGGAUGACAUUCACUUUAAAGUACUUUUAAUAGUAAUACUAUUUUGUUACAUUCCACAGGGGUCUUGUACCAUGAAAUUAAACAGUACUACAGAAAUGAUGCCUAUCACRUGGCCUAAAUUUUCUGACAUUCAUCCAUUUGUACCUGUUGACCAGGCGCAGGGAUAUGAGAAACUUUAYCGUGAAUUAGAACAUGACUUUUGCCAGAUAACUGGAUUUGAUGCAGUUUGCUUCCAGCCAAACAGUGGAGCCCAAGGUGAAUAUACUGGACUCAGAGUAAUCAAAGCUUAUCAAGAAGACAUUGGACAAGACAACAGAAAGGUUUGCUUGAUUCCWGUAUCAGCCCAUGGUACUAACCCGGCCAGUGCACAGAUGGCUGGUAUGGAGGUCAAGGUCAUCAAAGUGGAUAGUCAUGGUAACAUUGACCUUGCUGACUUGAAGGAAAAGUCUGAAAAAUACAGCAGUGAGUUGGCAGCAAUCAUGGUUACUUAUCCAUCAACCAAUGGUGUGUUUGAAGCAGGAAUCAGGGAGAUCUGUGACAUGGUUCAUUAUCAUGGUGGCCAGGUCUACUUAGAUGGAGCKAACCUAAAUGCACAGGUUGGUUUGUGCAGACCAGCKGACUACGGUGCUGAUGUUAUGCAUAGUAAUUUGCAUAAAACCUUCUGUAUUCCACAUGGAGGGGGUGGGCCAGGAAUGGGGCCCAUUGGAGUUAAAAAGCACCUUAUUCCAUACCUACCRUCACAUCCAGUCAUGCCUCCUACAUCAACAGUAGCUCCAGGUGCUAAACCCUUUGGUGUAAUAUCUGCCGCUCCAUAUGGCUCAAGUGCCAUUCUGACAAUAUCAUGGGCUUAUAUCAAGCUAAUGGGAGCUAAGGGACUUAAAAAGGCUUCCGAGGUUGCAAUCCUUAAUGCUAACUACAUGGCUACAAGGUUAAGAGAUCAUUAUGAUGUACUAUUUAUUGGCGAUGGUUUCCAUGCUCCAACAGUUUCAUGGCCAGUAUCUACUGCUCUCAUGAUUGAACCCACUGAAAGCGAAAGCAAAGCAGAGCUGGACAGACUUUGUGAUGCUUUGAUUUCUAUAAGAAAUGAAAUCCGUGAUAUUGAAGAUGGCGUUAUGGCAAUAAGAAACAAUCCUCUAAAGAAUGCACCUCAUCCUCAAGAUGUCGUGAUGUCAACCAGAUGGGAAUACCCUUAUAGUAGAGAGGUGGCUGCAUAUCCAGCUCCAUGGCUUAAAGGACACACUAAGUUUUGGCCAGGGUGCUCAAGGGUAGACGACAAACAUGGCGAUCAACAUCUUGUUUGUACAUGUCCACCAAUGGAAAGUUAUGACUAUGAGAAAACCAAGGCAUUCACAUAGAUAUUUAGAUUAAUAAAAGCUUGGCUGAAGUAUUCAUCAUCAUCCAUCAUCCAUCACCAUCACACAGCAAGUUAUGAAAUAACCAUAUCAAGAUUAACAACUUUCGUUUUAGCGGACA